AUGGCAUCUAUUGUUGUUUGCCUAGCAACAGUGAUAUUCGUAUGGGCAAUACCUCAACGCUUAGAUUUCAUGACUUUCGUUGGCCACGAAGUUUUGGCAGUGGCGCAUGAUGUUAACAUUAUAUUUUUCAACUUCAAGACGCAAGGAGAGUUCGUGUAUGUAGCGAACAGUCAAGAGAAAGGUGACGGAGUGGAUGUUAUUGCAGGACACAGAUCAAAUAUAUUUGCGUUUGCUGAAAAAGUGAAAAACCCUCGGAUUUUCAUAGUUCAAUAUCCGUCUUUUCAUAUAUUAGCAGAACUAAAAGAUACAGACGUUAACCGCUACAAGGGUCUGUGCAUGAUGGAGUGCGAUCUGGUGGCCGGCUUCAGCGGCUUCCCCAACUACAUCCUCACGGUCUGGAGCUGGCGGACCCAUCAGCGGCUGAUUAACGUACCCACGGGGGUGGUGAGGCGGCAGCAGAUCUAUAUGGCGAGUCGAUCACACAUGUUCCUCUGCGAGUGUUGGGGAGAGGGUCUAACAGUGUGGGAAGUGGCGCAGUGCUACAAGCGCUGUUUAGUGAUGCGACGCAGUAAGCCACCCUGCACCGGCUGGGAAGUGGCCGAGCCACCGCUAGUUGGGGUUUGCUGGAGCACUGAGGGGCAACUGUACGCUAUUGAUGAGAAGGCCAAUUUGUAUAGCCUUCUAUCUGACGGUAUCGCCAUGGUCACAAACCUAGAUUGGUCUGGUGAUCUUAGAGGAUCAAGAAAACCUUGUAUGUGCACUUUUGGCCAUGGAAUUCUUAUCUACGGACCUGAUAAACAUCUUCGGUACUUGAAGAAAACCGACCAGCACUGGCACAUCACCUGGCAGUACACGCCAAUCGACACAAUAGCACGACUUAUAUCAAACGCAAGCGCAGACCUCGCGGUCAUGUGGACGGAGAGGGGCUUCGUGUUCAAGCUUGUGGAGGACGGGGAUAGCGUUGAUGUUAAACUGUUUUGUUUCAAACAGAGAAACAUAAUAAAAAUUCAGCUCAUAGCGCCUGAUUACACUCAUAUCGCUACCAUGAAUAAGGAUGGCGUACUCUGCAUUUAUGAGGUGUUCACUGGAAAACUCGUCCUAGUAAAAAACGUGGAAGGCAACGACAUAUCCUUCCAAGCGAGUCCCGUGGACCCGCUCUUGAUUAUAUUCGGUGAAGUGGCCAACAACUACGGUAUGGCCCUAUACCAGUUCCUCCCACCAGACCUUCGGAAGGUCGGCAGCGUAUGCCUGACGCACCAGAUCGUAUCCAGGGUGGUGUUCUCGCCAGGGGGAAGGGAAUUGGUGGCAGCAGCUAUGUCAGCUGGACAUAUAUUCAUUUAUAAGUUAUCUGAAGAUUACAAACUAACCCUAGUCCGUUAUACGGAACUGGGUCGAGGUUUGGCGGACUGUUUCCUCAUGCAAGUUGGAGAGGCGAUGCGGGCAUUCAGCCUAGUGCUAUUCUCUGAUAAAUAUCCUAUUGGUGAAAGAAUUAUAUGCAUAAACGCAGACACAGGUAAGGACAACAAGUUCGCCGGCAAGAUGGCUGGCCCGUACUCGCGCCUAUUACCACUGAGCGGGAAGGAUAUGGCUAUAGCCAUCCCGCAUUUAUCUACGAAGGCUCAUGUGCUGAAACUAUCGGGGGAUAAAGGAGUGACGGUAUCUGUGAAAAUGGCACCUAUAAUAGAAACUGGUCAUGAGCUCAAAUAUUACGAUGGGUUCUUUAACUCGGGAGCUCUUCUGACCUUUGGAUAUGACGGUACUAUUGUCAUGCGACAGUCACAUGGACCGCUAGAAUACGAGCUGAAGCUAUCAGCCACCCACCGCUACGAGAGCGGCAUACGCGAAGCGCUCAUAGACGCGCACAACACGCACAUAGCGCACCUCGCGGGUAAUGGUACUGUUGUAGUGCAGUACUUGCAUGGCCUACGACUUGAUUUGCAAACCGAGCUGCAUCAUGAACCACCGCCCUUGGAGAUGUUUGAAGAAGCUAAUAAUACGAUCACUAUUAUUGGGGAACGGGAUAAAAACUACCUCGACCUGCAAGAGGACAAAAAAGUUCGGGAAGAAGCGAUGGAUUACAAGAAACAGCGCGAGGAAGUCGUCAGGUCCUUCGAGUCGGUUCAGUCUCGAGUUGUAGCUUUAUUGGAGGAGAAUAUAGCUGAGAUACCAUUGCAUCAGUUGUCGUUGUCUGAGUUCAACUUACAUUUGGAGCAUAAGAAGGAGAGGCUGAAGCAGGCAGAGAAAGAGCGCGAGCAAAUAAGACUAGAUACAGAAGCGCGUAUCCAGGCACAAGAUAAAGUGACCGCGUGGAUUAAAGCCAACUGUUGGGACACUAUGCUCACUCCGCGAGUUAAACUGUUCGCUAUUUUUAGUCAUUAUCAGGUAGAAAACUACGCAGUACUACCAACACAGAGAGACAAUUGGCCAGAACUGCAACAGAUCGAAGCACUCAGAGGAGUGGAAAUGGAGAACGAUACUGAUAUGUUUCGACCUUGGGAAGAAUUUGUGGAAAAACCAAGCGUUGAAGAUAUUUCCAUACCAGCCGGUCCCGAAUCUGUGCUAUCAAUGAAAUCCGCUCACAAAAGCAUGGAGAGCCAAAUGAUAGCAGAAGCGCUUGUAUCAGAGGAAUCUCUAGAAGGUUCCCCAUACGUGCUAGCGGGAUCUAACGCACACCUAUUUGUGGAAAUACCCACAUUCAUGAUACCGCAGACUGUGGCAUUUAGCUUCCUGCAAAUGAAUUGGUUACAGCACAUCGUCAAGUUGAAUGUGCAAAACAUGCGAUUGUGGUUCAACAAGCAAUUCGAUGAUUUGAUGAAUCAAAAGAAACGCGAAGUUGGUCUCGUCGAAGAAAGAAAUGCGAGGCUUCGUUUUAUCAUCGAUGAAUUAAACAAGUUAUCAGACCUUCGUGGCAGCUUCCAUCAUUUGACGAUACUAAUUCAAGACCCUGAAUGGAAACAAGAAGAACAACCACUUAAGUUAAUUAAAGUCGAACCAGAAGAGUGUAGCAUUGAACCAUACAUAAGCCCAAGCCAAAUAGUAAUUCCACCUCCAGACCCUGGACCAAAGGAUGAUUUCCGUGAGCGUGCUCUCAUAGAAAUGAUGGAUGGAGUUCUUGAAAAACUGUGGCAUGAAGAGAUAAAGAAACCUAUUCCGAUGCCGCAGUGUAUGCUCGAUAAAGACCCAGAACAUUUCAAUGAAGAUGACCUCCGCCUUGUUUUCGAUUACGAAGCAAAAGUGGCGUUUAGAAAUGAAGAACGCGAAAAGUAUAGAAAGAUGUUGCACGCUGAAUAUGCAAAGCUUUCGCAAGUUUUGAAUGAGGGAAUUGUUAAAUUUAAUCAAAAGGUAAAAGAGAUGUGGUUGACAAAACUUCGAGUCGAUUCUGUUAUUGGCCAAGAAAAUCUUAAUCUGAUGCGACUACGGAGAAUAAACUUAGACAGAACCGAAAUGGCUGAAAAAUUGGAAGACAUAAGAAAUGACAUAAGCAAAACAGAAGCAGAAGUGGAAGUGCUCCAACAAGAGUUGCACAAGAUACAACAAGAGAGUGAGGACUGUCAAGCGACGUACGAAAGCUUGUCGCAAAAGGACAGGCAUUUGGACAAGACGUUCAAAAAUCACUUUGCCGAUCUGUCGCCUAUUAUUGUCGACCAGUGUUAUAAAUUUUUCAAAAAGCGCCCCAAAUGGCACCAGCGCGCGAGCAUGACGCCAGCAGUGCUAUACGAGCUCGCGGGCGCCGUGCUCACCGGUGUUCGCCCGCCGCUACUGCAUGUUGAUUGUGGCGAUUUCUUCAAAGGCGUGGAACAAUUGGACCAAAACAGCAAUAUGCCACCCGUGAUGGACGAGGGGCUGUGGGCCACCAUGUGCAAGCUGCGCCGCGUCAAGAUAGAAAACGAAAUUCGGAUGCGUGCCAUAUGCCAAGAGAUGGGUUACGUAGAGAGCGCAAGUACAGCUUGGCGUGGAGCAGCACACGCACGACGUGUGCGGUUGGCUCGACUAGCUGAUACUGUGAAACACCAUAGAGAGCAAGUGGAAUUUGCUGCUAGGAAUAAGACGCUGCAGCUAGUUCUACCAGCGGGGCAAGUAGAAAUAGUAACGACUGGUCACAUGGAAGACUUUGAAGACGCUACGCUCAUUCUCCGUGAAGACAUCGAACAAAUCAAUAAUCUUAUUUUGAAAGUGGGCGACUGGAAGUUACGCAUGAUGCGCAAGCAGAUGGACUUCCGCAAGGGCAUCCUCGCCAAGGAGUGGGAGCACGCGCAGGUCGCCAUGAAGCUGCGACACAUGCAGCAGGAGCUCUACUCCUACCAGCGGCUUAAGGUACCAAAAGAACUGCAACUUUAUCUGAAGAACAAGGAAUUGGGCUAUACAGACGAACAGGACUACCUUCGUAUGGAAAAAGAGAUGGAGGCGUCUAAAGUCUCUGUCAAUAAAGUUCUUGCACAACUUAUAAGAAGGGUCGAGGAACUUGAGAUAAAAAUAAACGCAUUAGAGGCGCAAGCGCAGGACUUAGAGAAGCUGAUCGUCAGCUUGAACGUGAAGGUCUCGGAGAAGCGAUUGCAUGAAGAUCCGCUCGAGCCGAUACGUAUACGGCGUAUCUUUAAGAAACGAAUGGAAACCCUAGUAAUGCGCAGUAAGCUGAUCCGCGACGUGCAAGCGAACCACACCAACGUGGUGCUGCUGCAGACACAGCUGGAACUGCUGCGACUUAAGACCUUCCCCACGCUGGCCAGCUUCAGAACCCUGGAGUAGAUGGAGAGGAUUUACGACCA
Messenger RNA from Colias croceus (clouded yellow), 4766 nucleotides. Its product is annotated as cilia- and flagella-associated protein 43. The coding region runs from base 1 to 4746 and encodes 1581 amino acids. Gene Ontology annotation, biological process: cilium assembly. Gene Ontology annotation, molecular function: protein binding. Gene Ontology annotation, cellular component: axoneme. The record is from RefSeq and is a predicted model, not a curated record. The transcript is spliced from 31 exons. Lineage: Eukaryota; Metazoa; Arthropoda; Insecta; Lepidoptera; Pieridae.